AUGGCCAGCCACGAAAUGGGGCACCUGCCUCUCCCACCUCAAAACACAGCACACCAACGACUGUCGUCUGAACCCAACUCACCUUGGGAUUCCGUGGAGGAUCUUCCAGAACCGGUCUUGCCAUGGAUGAAAUCGGAAUCUCGUCAAUCGUUUGGCGCCAGCUCUCGCAGCUCUGUUGAAUCAGGCAGUCUACACGUAGUAAAGCGAUACCAACCUGAUCCUGAUGCAAAGAAGCGACAAAUUUGGACUGCUCGCAAAUGGUGGAUUUUAUUCUCUAAUACACUGCUGUUUUGCUAUGGCCUCGGUAUCUUGCUGUUGGCACUUUUGACAUUCUUUAAACUUUAUCAACGUGCUGAUGUCGUGAUUGUGGGUGAACGAAUGAUCCUUAAUCUAAUCACUUCUACUGGAGCCAUCUGCUUGUUCUCUGCGUUGCUUGGCUACAUCGGUAUCAUGCUCAACAACCGAGCCAUUCUCACAAUCUACAACCUCUUCUUGUGGGUUUGCUUUGGUAUGAUUGCCGCUAUUGGUUAUGUCGCCUACCGUAAGAACAAGUGGAACAUUGAGGGCAAAUUGUCGUACCAAUGGCAUUAUGAUCUUACGUCCGAUGGAAGAUCAAGAGUCCAGGCUAAUCUUCAUUGCUGUGGAUACAAGGCAUUCACCGACUUCCAUGAACGAUCCAACAAGUGCUUCCCGCGUACGCUUUUGCCUGGCUGCAAGUUCAAGUACCAGAACUUUGUUGUCGAGACGUUAAAAAUCACGUGGAUUGUGGCCUUUUCUCUGAUCCCGCUCCAUAUCUUUGUGCUCGUCUCGGCCCUUCUCUGCUCCAACCACAUCAACCGCAAGUUCGGCAAGAACUUGCCUCCCAAGAUCUAUCGUCUGGAUUACCAAGGCAUUGUUGCUGGCACGCCUACGGGCAGCUCCGUCAAUCUCCACAGGGAUGGUUUGCAACAGAGAAACGUGUAA
Messenger RNA from Zychaea mexicana, 963 nucleotides. RefSeq lists its product as uncharacterized. Bases 1 to 963 code for a protein of 320 amino acids. The transcript is spliced from 6 exons. NCBI's taxonomy places the organism in Eukaryota, Fungi, Mucoromycota, Mucoromycetes, Mucorales, Lichtheimiaceae. Gene Ontology annotation, cellular component: membrane. The record is from RefSeq and is a predicted model, not a curated record.